Messenger RNA from Schistosoma spindalis, 5157 nucleotides. The record is from the annotation of a GenBank genome assembly. Lineage: Eukaryota; Metazoa; Platyhelminthes; Trematoda; Strigeidida; Schistosomatidae.
GUUUUCGUGCCCAGAACGUCCUUGAUGUCUUCGUUGAAUCGCGUAGUAACGUAUUCUGUUCGCUCAUAUGUUUAUGCGAAUGUCAUUUAUCAGUAAUUUGGUGGCCUACUGUUUCCUGAUGAUGGGCCUAAAUUAUGCAUUUGGUCUUGAAUGUAAAUCACAAUCAAUGUACGAAAUCCGGAUUCUACACUGUGCAUGUGACGCUCCAAAUAUUUCCUGGACGUUCAACUCUUCUCAGAUUAUCAAGAAACCUGGGAAGUUUUUGCAUUCAAAAAAUGUCCUUCAAAUAUUUGACUUCAGGUUGGAAGACAGCGGCGUAUAUAAAUGCUUCGAUCCCAGUAAUGUGUCCAAAGAAUGUAGUUCAGUGUGUCUGAAAGCGGAUGAUCCUGAUUUUUAUUAUAAAGCAAUUCACGAAGAUUCUAUCCCUGAUGUGGAGGCUGAAGAGCGAGAAAGACCCUACUGGCACCAAAAAAUGAAGGCAAUUCCAGAGACUUAUGAAUUUAUUAUGAAGCCAUUAAAACUUGCUUGUUAUUUCUACGUAAGAAACAACUCUGUCAUUCCCCUGGUUCAGUGGGUCAUGCCAUCCGGCCAUGACGACUUGAUUGUAGUCCAUUCGAAGAAGCUUGUUGAGUUCAGUUGCAAUUCUAUCCCAGAAACUCAACGUAAUUUAAGUGGGAGCUGCUAUUCAACGGAAAUCACGAUUAUAUCAAUCAGUGGAAGUGAUUAUUUUGAUUGCGUUAUUCGGACAUCAAAUCACUCAGACAUCGCUAUUAUUAACUCAUUUGCAGUCCUUCGAAAAUUGACCGACAAACUUUUUCCUUAUUCAAGUGAUACAGAAUUUGAAGCACCAAAUUUUGAAUUAAUUGAUGAACUACGUCUACCAAAUGAAGUCGGUUCUGGUGAUGUUCAUUCCGAUUUGUUCAGUGUAACAAACAAAAAGAAUUCCUUAGAUUUAUCAACGCUUAUUUUAACAAAUUACUCUGAGUUUCGAUUCUACUUGUUAGAUAAUGUAACUUGUAUGUCCAAAGACGUAAUUCUGGUAUGUCAUGUUCCACGGACAAUAAGUCAACUUGAAGUAUGGUAUUUAGGCCAAUACGACAAACACCCUAGGCUUUUGAAAGACUCAAAAGUAUCCGACUCUUUCACAAACAAUGAGAAGCGCUAUGUGCUAUUUGACAAUAGCAUUACAUUAAAAUUAGAAAAUUUGUCCCAUAGAGAUAGUGGAUUGUAUAUAUGCAAAAAUGAUUUCUAUUAUAAAAAUGUAACAAUUGCAGUUAUGGAUUGUUCAAAAUCAACAGAUUUCAUCUCUAGGUUCCUCCCACCUAUUCUUAUUUGGAUAAUCAUAUUUAUAACAAUUUCAACUAUCCCUCUAUCAUUGAUAUAUUGUAUACAAAUUAGGCGUAAGUCAAUGCAAACUGUGCUCUCUAUACCUAUUGAUUUUUUGGAUAAGCAUGCAAAAUCAAAACGUAUUGAUGUUUUCCGUAAAAUGAAUUUGCUGUAUACAAAGCCAGAACAUAAAUUAUUGUUGCAUCACUCCGGCUCUUCUACAUCGUCGUCGCCACCAUCGUCAUCAUUAUCUUCCCCGUUAUCACCAUGUACAAUAUAUUCUCGAUCUGAUCCUUCUAAUAUCAGUAAUAUCGAUACAGAUACAAAACUUAAGAUUACAGAUGUACUUGCGUCAUUUUCGCAAAGAUUAUUAUGUCAACCAUCCAAAUAUUUUCCACAAAAACAUAACAUUCUUCAAUGUAACGUAAUGCUGUUACAAUGGCUAAAUCAGUAUUUGAAUUCUAGUUGUAAAACAUAUAUACCGAAAUCAUCUUUUACUAUAGAAAAUCUCCUUGGUGAAGGUAAUUAUGGAAUUGUUUAUAAAGGGAAAUUAUCCAUUAAUGCUGACGACGAAAGCGAUUCUAACGAUACUGAGAUUGCUAUCAAAACGUUGAAAGAUGGAUUUCGAAAUAGGCAAUUAAUUAAUUUAAUUCGAGAAGCGAAAGUUUUAAGUGAGCUAGAACCACAUCCACAUAUCAUUAAAUUUCAUGGACUAUGCAUAGAUAAUAAUCAUCCAUACAUUCUUCUCGAAUUAGCUAUUCAUGGUAAUUUACGAGAUUUUCUACGAAGUCGUCGACCACCUGGAUUCAAUUUUUGGGCAGAUGAACGAACAAUUAAUUCAUCAUAUGUAAUUUUAAAAAACUCAAAUGAUUUCAAAGAAAUUUUAUCCGAUAUUACAAUUAGACAACAAAGAGUAGAAUUAUUAAAAUUUGCAUUGGAUAUUGCCGAUGCUUUAUUGUAUUUUGAAACAUUAUCUUUGUUUCAUCGAGAUGUUGCGGCAAGAAAUGUUGUUCUUACAGAAGGAUUUGUUGCAAAAUUAUGCGAUUUCGGUUAUGCAUGUACCCGAGAGGAAUCAAAUAAUGGAUACAUGGAAAUGGAUAAAGUAAAUUUAUUGAUUAUUUAUUAAGAUCGUAUUGUUGUUUGUUUUCAAUGAUGUAUAGUUUUCUAGUACAUUAGUGUUAUAUGGAGUUAUAACUUGUAGUAUAAUGACACUAGAUACUCAAUUGUCUUUAAGUUCAUCCUUUUGUUUCAGCUUUAUUAAUCUUCGUACUGAAUAUAGAUCAUUUAUCUGCCUAAAGACUAUUUAAAGAAUAACCAUUACAUAAAAAAUAUUUUUCCUUAUGUCGUCACUCAUAUUCCUGAGUUUAAGAUUAAAUAUAGAAACAUCCAUAUUAGGUAUUCUUUACAUGUUCAUGAAACCUACUUGUGAAUAUUUUUGGAAUACAUUCCAAUAACUUAAACCAGUUCAACAGAUUUUAUGUAUCUUAAUGUGGUCGACUGUGAUUAACUUCAAAAGUGAUAUUGUUUUAUUGAACAGAAGAUGAACUGGUCAUACAUACUAAACUGCUUGAAUGGUGAUGAAUUCACUUGUCUAGGCUUGAUUUUAAUAUUGUAAUUAUCCAAAAAAUUUGUGUUAUUUUCAAAAAACCUAUUCUGGUAUACAUUUAUCAACUAUUUUUGAUAUUUCAAGAAGUUUAUAAACAUAAGAAAUAGUGAUUUGAUGUUACUAGGUUCAUACUUUUCUUUUGAUAAGAUUAGAUUGGUGAAUAAUUUUUAACAUGAGCACUCAACAAAGUGUGAUCAGAUAGUCUACCUACCAUGAUGAUGGUAGUUAUAAACAUAAAUAUCCAGCUUUUUUUAUUAUCUUAGUUUUUGGCGUAACUCAUCAACAGUAUCCACUUACAACUCUACAGGUGGUUAAAAUGAACAAUCUUCAGAUCUCGUGACAUAAUUACGCGAUUUUUUCGUAGCAUGAAAUCACAUUAGCCUCUUUCUUGUUUUUGAUUAUUAUGAAUCAUUUGAUAUGAUGAUUGUAACUCAAUAAGUCACUGGUUACAUUAUAAUAUAUAUAAUCUCCCGCCUUAUAUCUCUUUAGCUUGAAAUUUAUUUUUUCAGAAAGCCAGUUACUAUCUGUUUUAAUCAGAAAUCAAGACAAGGAAAUUUUUUCUGAUUUUUAUUACGUUAUCAUCUUUAUUAAAACUGACUAGUCCCAACUUUAUUUCUGACAUUUAUAGUUUACUGAUUGACUAAACUUAAUGUGCAAAAUUAGGUGUAUUUUAAGAUUUUUAAUGGAAAAGUCAGAAAAAUAACUAAUUAUGAUAACAAAAUCAUCAAAGUGGCAACAAUAUAUUUUAACGGGUACAUACCAUUUAUUUAAACCUUAUGGAACUGAUGUUUCUUGACUUUAUUGCUUAUCAAAAGUUCACAAACUAGAGAUAACAUUACGGCUGGUCUUGAAAACUCAUCGUAGCACCCAGCAGCAAAAUGUUUGGUAAAACUAUUAGAAUUAUCUUACCAAAACUGUUUAAUACAUUUUAAAGUAUGUAUUUAAGUUUGUAGACAUGAACAAAACAUGUGAACGUAACAAAUAAAACUGUUUUGUUUAGGUUCAGCAUCCUUAUUUAGGAAUAUCCUACAAAUAGAAACUGUCGAUUGUAUUUGAAAACAGUUAUUAGAAAGAAUGAUAAGUAUGCCAAAAUUCAAAUGCACGAUGAACACUAAUUUCGCAUCUAAUAAUGAAAUUUUUACACAAAUAUAUGUAGUCACAAUAGUUGUGCGACAAUAGUGUUAAUGUGUAAGAGCUGUCAAACUAUUUGAUUAACGUUCAUACUGUUCGUAAAUACAUAUAUAAAGUGUAACAUGAAAAUAGUAUAGCUUUUCUGGAUAUCCUACUUUUCAGAAGGGGAGAUGGGUUCAUAAAUAGGAAAAUAUUUAGGAAGAAUAUAUGAACUGGUCAAUAUAUCGAUUUCUAUAGUUUUACACAUCAUGGUUACAAAAUAAAUUUAAUUAAUUAUCUCAGCCAAUCAAACUAUUGUGUCCUGAGAAUAAUUGCAUGUUAUCUCAGCAACUAAGCCAGUACUUGCUUAACGAAUUAAAGAUAUGAUACCGACGAUAGGCUGUUCUCUGCGCAUAUACCACCAAUUUAACUGGGUCUGAGGAGCUAACUACAUUUCCCGAGCUCAGAAGGCUUCGGAAAAGGAGUUAUUAAAUCUAUUAAAAUCGUCAUCCUUUCUCACUUUGUAGAUAGUCAACCCUACACCAGAAUAAAUGAAGCUUUUUCUGUCUUAUAUCAUGUCCUGAUUAAUCUACCCAAAGAAACAAGAUUAUUUUUUCUCUGCAUAACUGAAGCUAUUAAGAACAACUCCUAAAACCUUAAUUUGUAUACUCAAAGAGGUAUAGUCAGUUUCUCUAUUUAAUAUGACCAACAACUGGAUCACUUUAUAUUAACUGACUAUAAACUCUUAGUAUCCGAUCCAUUAUUAUAAUACAUAAUAUAGUCUAAUUUACAUCACGAACUGAUUUUGGUUGGACAGCCAUUAAAAACCGGAAAAAAACUAACCAACUAUUAUCGUCCUACCUAACAGCUAUUCAUUAAGCUAUAAAAUUUGAUAAUCUCAUUUAUUUUUUUUUAAAUCUAUCUCAUUCACAAACGUCUAAUUUCAGCUAAUGUAAUAUAAUAAUCAUGAAUUUGUAACUAAAGUAGAACUAAAUAAUGAAGCCAUUUAAAAAACAAUACAAAAACAAAUUUAUUCGUUCAACUAUUUCCUAUUUCUAGUUUUAUUUUAAUUACAACAACUUUUUCUUGUUUUUUCAUCUCCUUUUCUUUGUACG